Messenger RNA from Homo sapiens (human), 4189 nucleotides. It is a transcript of the gene ADH1B, whose product is annotated as alcohol dehydrogenase 1B (class I), beta polypeptide. The transcript is spliced from 10 exons. NCBI's taxonomy places the organism in Eukaryota, Metazoa, Chordata, Mammalia, Primates, Hominidae. Gene Ontology annotation, cellular component: cytoplasm. Bases 313 to 1320 code for a protein of 335 amino acids. Gene Ontology annotation, molecular function: zinc ion binding; oxidoreductase activity; all-trans-retinol dehydrogenase (NAD+) activity. The record is from RefSeq and is marked reviewed.
AUGCACUCAAGCAGAGAAGAAAUCCACAAAGACUCACAGUCUGCUGGUGGGCAGAGAAGACAGAAACGACAUGAGCACAGCAGGAAAAGAAAGUUGUCUGACAGAAGUUUGAUGAGAGGAAUUUGACUCAGAAGACUGAAAUAUCCUUUAACCUUACUAUAAAAUAUCUUACAAAAUACUCAUUGAUUUCACAGCAUUAGAAUCAUCAAGGUAAUCAAAUGCAAAGCAGCUGUGCUAUGGGAGGUAAAGAAACCCUUUUCCAUUGAGGAUGUGGAGGUUGCACCUCCUAAGGCUUAUGAAGUUCGCAUUAAGAUGGUGGCUGUAGGAAUCUGUCACACAGAUGACCACGUGGUUAGUGGCAACCUGGUGACCCCCCUUCCUGUGAUUUUAGGCCAUGAGGCAGCCGGCAUCGUGGAGAGUGUUGGAGAAGGGGUGACUACAGUCAAACCAGGUGAUAAAGUCAUCCCGCUCUUUACUCCUCAGUGUGGAAAAUGCAGAGUUUGUAAAAACCCGGAGAGCAACUACUGCUUGAAAAAUGAUCUAGGCAAUCCUCGGGGGACCCUGCAGGAUGGCACCAGGAGGUUCACCUGCAGGGGGAAGCCCAUUCACCACUUCCUUGGCACCAGCACCUUCUCCCAGUACACGGUGGUGGAUGAGAAUGCAGUGGCCAAAAUUGAUGCAGCCUCGCCCCUGGAGAAAGUCUGCCUCAUUGGCUGUGGAUUCUCGACUGGUUAUGGGUCUGCAGUUAACGUUGCCAAGGUCACCCCAGGCUCUACCUGUGCUGUGUUUGGCCUGGGAGGGGUCGGCCUAUCUGCUGUUAUGGGCUGUAAAGCAGCUGGAGCAGCCAGAAUCAUUGCGGUGGACAUCAACAAGGACAAAUUUGCAAAGGCCAAAGAGUUGGGUGCCACUGAAUGCAUCAACCCUCAAGACUACAAGAAACCCAUUCAGGAAGUGCUAAAGGAAAUGACUGAUGGAGGUGUGGAUUUUUCGUUUGAAGUCAUCGGUCGGCUUGACACCAUGAUGGCUUCCCUGUUAUGUUGUCAUGAGGCAUGUGGCACAAGCGUCAUCGUAGGGGUACCUCCUGCUUCCCAGAACCUCUCAAUAAACCCUAUGCUGCUACUGACUGGACGCACCUGGAAGGGGGCUGUUUAUGGUGGCUUUAAGAGUAAAGAAGGUAUCCCAAAACUUGUGGCUGAUUUUAUGGCUAAGAAGUUUUCACUGGAUGCGUUAAUAACCCAUGUUUUACCUUUUGAAAAAAUAAAUGAAGGAUUUGACCUGCUUCACUCUGGGAAAAGUAUCCGUACCGUCCUGACGUUUUGAGGCAAUAGAGAUGCCUUCCCCUGUAGCAGUCUUCAGCCUCCUCUACCCUACAAGAUCUGGAGCAACAGCUAGGAAAUAUCAUUAAUUCAGCUCUUCAGAGAUGUUAUCAAUAAAUUACACAUGGGGGCUUUCCAAAGAAAUGGAAAUUGAUGGGAAAUUAUUUUUCAGGAAAAUUUAAAAUUCAAGUGAGAAGUAAAUAAAGUGUUGAACAUCAGCUGGGGAAUUGAAGCCAACAAACCUUCCUUCUUAACCAUUCUACUGUGUCACCUUUGCCAUUGAGGAAAAAUAUUCCUGUGACUUCUUGCAUUUUUGGUAUCUUCAUAAUCUUUAGUCAUCGAAUCCCAGUGGAGGGGACCCUUUUACUUGCCCUGAACAUACACAUGCUGGGCCAUUGUGAUUGAAGUCUUCUAACUCUGUCUCAGUUUUCACUGUCGACAUUUUCCUUUUUCUAAUAAAAAUGUACCAAAUCCCUGGGGUAAAAGCUAGGGUAAGGUAAAGGAUAGACUCACAUUUACAAGUAGUGAAGGUCCAAGAGUUCUAAAUACAGGAAAUUUCUUAGGAACUCAAAUAAAAUGCCCCACAUUUUACUACAGUAAAUGGCAGUGUUUUUAUGACUUUUAUACUAUUUCUUUAUGGUCGAUAUACAAUUGAUUUUUUAAAAUAAUAGCAGAUUUCUUGCUUCAUAUGACAAAGCCUCAAUUACUAAUUGUAAAAACUGAACUAUUCCCAGAAUCAUGUUCAAAAAAUCUGUAAUUUUUGCUGAUGAAAGUGCUUCAUUGACUAAACAGUAUUAGUUUGUGGCUAUAAAUGAUUAUUUAGAUGAUGACUGAAAAUGUGUAUAAAGUAAUUAAAAGUAAUAUGGUGGCUUUAAGUGUAGAGAUGGGAUGGCAAAUGCUGUGAAUGCAGAAUGUAAAAUUGGUAACUAAGAAAUGGCACAAACACCUUAAGCAAUAUAUUUUCCUAGUAGAUAUAUAUAUACACAUACAUAUAUACACAUAUACAAAUGUAUAUUUUUGCAAAAUUGUUUUCAAUCUAGAACUUUUCUAUUAACUACCAUGUCUUAAAAUCAAGUCUAUAAUCCUAGCAUUAGUUUAAUAUUUUGAAUAUGUAAAGACCUGUGUUAAUGCUUUGUUAAUGCUUUUCCCACUCUCAUUUGUUAAUGCUUUCCCACUCUCAGGGGAAGGAUUUGCAUUUUGAGCUUUAUCUCUAAAUGUGACAUGCAAAGAUUAUUCCUGGUAAAGGAGGUAGCUGUCUCCAAAAAUGCUAUUGUUGCAAUAUCUACAUUCUAUUUCAUAUUAUGAAAGACCUUAGACAUAAAGUAAAAUAGUUUAUCAUUUACUGUGUGAUCUUCAGUAAGUCUCUCAGGCUCUCUGAGCUUGUUCAUCCUUUGUUUUGAAAAAAUUACUCAACCAAUCCAUUACAGCUUAACCAAGAUUAAAUGGGAUGAUGUUAAUGAAAGAGCUUCGCCAAUUAAGAAGGGCCAUGUAAAUGUGGGUAACCUGAUUGUUUUGUCAAAAAUGCUAAAGCGGGGUGGGGGGUGGCGCAGUGGCUUAUCCCUGUAAUCCCAGCACUUUGGGAGGUCAAGACGGGUGGAUGACCUGAGGUCAGGAGUUUGAGACCAGCCUGGUCAACAUGGUGAAACCCCAUCUCUACUAAAAAUACAAAAAUUUGCCAGGCAUGGUGGCAGGUGGCUGUAAUCCCAGCUACUCAGGAGGCUGAGGCAAGAGAAUCGCUGGAGCCUGGGAGGCGGAGGUUGCAGUGAGCAGAAAUCUUGCCACUGCACAGCAGCCUAGGCGACAAGAGCAAAACUCUGUCAAAAGAAAAGAAAAGAAAAUGCUGAAGGAGUUACUCAGGGUCAAGAAAGUUUUCAGAAUGUCCGUAAGAUAACAUCAUCAUGGGACACUACCUGUUGCUGGGUGCUCUGCGGCUUUUACACUGAUGCUGAUUGUGUGAGAUCCAGAAAAAGAAAAUGGAGUUCUACAUGCCCAUCUCACAGCAGGGUCAUCAAAUCCUGCUAGUGACACAGAAGCUGACAUCCAGCUCCCACCCGCCUUCCUCCCAGGUUCGGGGAGCAGGUAGAGUGGGAGCCAUUAGGUGGGCUCUGCCAGUGUUGUCAUAGAGUGGCAAGUCCUCCAUGGGAUGGGAGUGGCAUGUGGGAGCCUUCUGCAUCAUGCACUAUGAAAAAAGAAAAUUUACUAUGGGGCAAGUGGUUCAUAUAGUUAAGUGAUUGUAUAUAUAUAUAUAUAUAUAUAUAUAUAUAUAUAUAUAUAUAUAUAUACACUAUGGGGCAAGUGGUUCAUAUAGUUAAGUGAUUGUAUAUAUAUAUAUAUAUAUAUAUGUAUUCCAGUGUAGAAAGUAUUGGCUGGGUCUGUAAUCAAGUAUUCCACAGAAGUGCCUUCAUAGGUGCUGAAACAGGAUUAUGAGAGUGACAGACACAGGACUGAAGACAGGGAGAAAAUGUGCAUGGCUGUGAGAAUAUAUUGCUUUGAUUCUUUGACUUCUCAUGAUAUAUGAAAACAAAUAAAGUGGGGGGGGGUGACUUCAAUAAUAUCACGAACAUAUUUAAAAUGAAAUUCUGAGCAUGGAGAAAAAUUUCAAAUUCUGGUAUAAACAAAUAAUCUAAAAAUAUAGAUAAGGAAAAAAUGUUUUCAUUUUUUUGGUCAUAUUGAUUUGGGUCAUAUAUGAUUGACCAAAAAAAAAGAUAUUUCUAAAAUCCUGGUGCUUUUUCAUUUAAAAAUAGACAACCAAAGAGGAAAAUGAACAAUGAUGGAAAUUCGUGGAAGAGGAAACUAAAAUGGCAAAAUAGCAUAUUAAAUGGCACUGAGCCUUGGUGUGAUCAAAAAAAAAAAUAAAGCAAAAUGAGAUAUUA